AUGACUUCAAAUCGUGAUUGGAUGUAUACACGAAUUAGAAAUGGUCUUCUCACUGAGGAGUUUUUGGCGGGUCGUGAAACGUUCAUCCAAUUUGCUACUAGUGAACAUAGUUGGAUGGACGGGGAAAGAAUUAAGUGUCCAUGUAAUCAGCGCAAGUGUCAAAACACCAAGUUUUUAGAUGUGCCUACCGUGAAAUUCCACUUAGCAAAAUAUGGAUUUGUGUCGGACUACUAUGUUUGGCGCUUCCAUGGCGAGGCCAAUCUGAGGGUAGAUGUCGAUCAAGAUGUUGGUGCCCCAUCUCAAAUGGCUAGUGAAGAAGCAUCUAAUGCGUACCAUACAAUGGUUAUGGAUGUUGCUGGUCCUGAAUUUAAUGUGGAUGAAAUAGAAGAAUCGCCAAAUCCCGAGGCCCAAAAGUUUUAUGACAUGCUGAAAGCUGCAGAUCAAGAGUUGUGGCCUGGGAGUAAAAACCACUCGCAGUUGUCUCUUGUAGCUCGACUUAUGAGCUUGAAAUCAGAAAAUCACAUAUCAGAAAAAUGUUUCAAUCAAUUCACUGAACUUAUUAAAGAAGUUGCUCCAGAAGAUAAUCUAGUCCCUGAAAACUUCUACGAAACCAAGAAGCUAUUACGGGGUAUGGGGUUGCCAGUUCAGAAGAUUGAUUGUUGCAAGAACAACUGCAUGAUAUAUUGGGAGUCAGAUAUUGAUAUGACAACGUGUAAGUUUUGUGCCCGGGAGUCAGAUAUUGAUAUGACAACGUGUAAGUUUUGUGCCCAUCCUCGAUUUAUUGAUAUGACAACGUGUAAGUUUUGUGCCCAUCCUCGAUUUAAACAAAUGACAACGUGUAAGUUUUGUGCCCAUCCUCGAUUUAAACAAAUUUCUCGUGGUGCUACAAAAAGACAAAAAACUAAUGUAGCAUACAAAAAAAUGUAUUACUUUCCUCUAGUUCCUCGAUUGCAGAGGUUGUAUGCAUCUAAUGCUACAGCAAAUGAUAUGAAGUGGCAUGCAAAUUCAGUUGAAGAUGGAAUCAUGCGUCAUCCCUCAGACUCGCUUGCUUGGAAGCAUUUUAACCGCAUUUAUCCUGACUUUGCAUCUGAAAUUCGAAAUGUCAGGUUAGGUCUAUGCACGGAUGGUUUUCAACCAUUUGGACAAUCAGGGCAGCAAUACUCCUCAUGGCCUGUGAUACUAACAACAUACAACUUGCCUCCUUGGAUGUGUAUGAAGGCGGAUUAUAUGUUCUUGACCGUAUUGGUUCCAGGUCCAAAAAAUCCAAAAGAGAAGAUAGAUGUUUUUCUCCAACCGCUUAUUGCAGAGUUAAACCAAUUAUGGGAAGUAGGUGUUCAAACAUAUGAUAUUUCUAAGAAGCAGAAUUUUCAGAUGCGAGCUGCCCUUUUAUGGACAGUUAGUGAUUUUCCUGCAUAUUCGAUGCUAUCCGGGUGGAGCACUGCUGGGAGGUUAGCUUGUCCGUAUUGCAUGGACAAAUCAGAUGCCUUCACCCUAAAACAUAGUGGUAAGCAAUCGUGGUUUGACAAUCAUUGGAAGUUUUUGCCAGCGAAUCAUCCAUUUCGCAAGAAUAAGACAGCGUUUUUCAAGAAUAAAGCGAUUACAACUGAGGCACCGCUUGUUUGGUCAGGAUAUGAUAUCCUUGCAGAGAUUGAGACUUUAGGCCUUAAGAAGGUCACUAAAUUGGAUGCUGCUGAAGUUAAUCGAUUAAUUUCCAAAACUUGCGGUUGGAAGAAACGAAGUAUCUUUUGGGAUUUGCCGUAUUGGAGUUCACACUUGGUACGACAUAAUUUGGAUGUCAUGCAUAUAGAAAAANAGAUAUUGAUAUGA
Ipomoea triloba (trilobed morning glory) is the source of this 1827-nucleotide messenger RNA. RefSeq lists its product as uncharacterized. The record is from RefSeq and is a predicted model, not a curated record. NCBI's taxonomy places the organism in Eukaryota, Viridiplantae, Streptophyta, Magnoliopsida, Solanales, Convolvulaceae. Bases 1 to 1827 code for a protein of 608 amino acids. The transcript has a single exon.